AUCUAGUAUAUGAACUGACAUACUCGUCCUCUUCCGGGUGUUUUCGAAAAGACUUUCACUGAGCAGUGGAUGGACUCAGUGUGCUCGAAUGAUACAAACAUUAACUCCAACUCAAUCAAGAUCAUUUAUAUGAAAAGAUCCCUGCAGCAGCAAAGAGAGCGGUUGUAAACUGAGGGCAGGUUUAAUCCUUCGGCACGAGGAAAAGAAUGUCAGAAGCUAGUUUUGAUUCAGAGAAGAAUGCCUCACAGGAUAAUGAGUUGGACCCGAAAGAACAGGGCCCUCAAAAUACCGCUGACUCUCAGAGCCAGUCAGAGGCUAGUGAAAACAGCCUGGAUGAAACACACAUGACUGAAAUUGACAUCAAUGAAAACAAGGAAGCUGAAAACCACAGCCAUAUUGUGAAUGAUGAUGAUGAUGAUGCUGAUGAAGAUGAUUAUGAGGAUCAGGCCAAGACAAAAACUAGUGAAGUCCUUAAAGAUGUAAAGGAAAAUGCUGAUGUUGAAAGAACCAGCAGUGUGGCAUCUGUGAUGACAGAAGCUGAUGUCAAGGUGGCUAUGGCGGAAGAGGCCCACAGAAGCCCAGCUGCUCAAAUCUCAGUCACCAGAAACGGAGAGUCCGACAGGAGUAACGAGGAUGUGUUUCAGAGGGAUGUGCCAUAUGGUCUCUCCUCUGGACCAAUGACGUCACACUCCCACAAUUCACCUGAAAACUAUGCAGUGACUGAGGGAGUGGUCGAAGUGGGGCCAUACACAGGUGCUUUAAGAGAAGAGCAAAAUGCAGGAGCUGUGGUCCUUGCUGAUGACAUAAAGAGUCCUGCCAUAGAGAAACUGGAGCUGGUGAGGAAGUGGAGCAUCAACACAUACAAAUGCACUAAACAGAUCCUAUCAGAGAAGUUAGGUCGUGGUUCCCGUACGGUAGAUCUGGAGCUGGAGGCUCAGAUCGAGGUUCUUCGUGACAAUAAACGCAAGUAUGAACACGUGAUCAAACUGGCCCAGACACUUGUCACUCAGCUGGGACAGAUGAUGCUGACGCAGAGACAGCUUGGAGACGCAUUUGCUGAUCUCAGUCUCAAGACACCCGAGCUACAUGAGGAAUUUGGCUACAAUGCCGAAACCCAGAAACUUUUAGCAAAAAAUGGAGAAACACUUUUAGGAGCUAUCAACUUCUUCAUCUCCAGUGUUAAAACUCUAGUGGACAAAACCAUAGAGGACACCAUGAUCAACAUUAAGCAAUAUGAGACAGCAAGGAUUGAGUAUGAUGCGUAUCGCACGGAUUUAGAAGAGCUCAAUCUGGGUCCACGGGACACCAACACACUGCCCAAGAUUGAGCUGUCUCAACAGCAGUUCCAGAUUCACAGAGAAAAAUAUGAAAAGAUGCGUAAUGAUGUCUCGGUCAAACUUAGGUUUCUGGAAGAGAACAAGGUGAAGGUUUUACACAACCAGCUGAUUCUCUUCCAUAAUGCUAUCGCAGCAUACUUCGCUGGCAACCAGCAGCAACUGGAACAGACCCUCAAACAGUUCCACAUCAAACUAAAGUUACCAGGAGGAGACGCCCCCUCUUGGUUAGAAAGCAGCACCGAUUGAUCCCCCUUCUCCAAAGUAGUAUCUGAGCGGAUGGCAGAAUGCUUGAAAUGUGUACACUCCAUAAGAAAACCAAAAUGUUUUGCUAUCGUUCCUUUCAGUUUUUUACUCCGUUCAGGACACUAAAACCUGUCAGGAAAAUGUUUAAGACGGGAAGCAAUUUUGAUAAAGAAGAGUAAUGUUUUGCCCCUCCUUUUGCUAUGUCUGACUUGACACUUGACCUUUAAUUUUAAAUAAAUGCUUUUUGGCUUCGGUGAGAGAGUUUACACUCUCUCUUGUGCAACAUAAAAUAAUCUUGUUUCGCAAUCAAUUUGCCAGCACUUUAUGGAAUAGGAAAAACAAACAAAUUAAAAGAAAGAAAUGACAAUUCAGAACCAAACUGGUCUUUGGCUGAAAAGUGCUAUCAGCUCUUUUUAGUUGAUAAUAAGGAUUAAUUAUAGAGUUAAUUCUAAAAUUUUCCUAUUUUCUCAUUUGUAGACUUCAAUAGUGCCCACCUCUCCCUAAUAUUUAUUUUCUAAUAAAACCACAUAGUUGGAAGUUGUGUAAAUCUCUGCACUGCCUACUUCAAAGGAAGGUGGGACCGAAUAGGGGAUAAGGAUAGUAAAGUAGGACAGACUUGCAGCAGUUCAAGUAUACUUUGUUUACUGUUGUAAAAGAGGGAAAGCAUGGGAUAAUCACAGGUUAAACAUGUCAAGUUUUGUAAGCUUCAAAUGUAAGCUUUUAUCUUUAAUGGUUGCUAUACAUUUUUAAAGUGAAUCUUUUGUAGAGUGCAUGGGAAAUUAAUGUUUAAUUUCUGGCUCAAUGUGCCUUUCUCUGUAAAUCGAAUUCCGUGUUGGCAGGUGUUCCGAACAUUCCCAUUACUAUUUUACAGACCACAGAAUGGACCAAAACACGCAUACUUGCAGCCCUGGAUAAUCACACAAAGAUAUUGUAUUUUCAAUACUUACAGUAUGUGCAAGACAAGCAACUUCUAUUUAAUCUGUACAUGAAACAAUCUCUAUUAUCUGUUUUUAGAAGUAACCACUUUUUGCAUUCCAUUUCCUCAAUGACCAAGUCAGGAAGCCGUUUUUUUAUGAAAUAUAAACCAAAUUGACUUGACACAUUGUACAGUACCUUGUCAGCUGCUUCAGUUGUUUAUUUUUUUAUUUAGGAUUUUGUUUUUUACCCUUUCCUAAACCAAAAGAGCUCUUUAAAUCAUUACUCUCAGAUUACUACAUUGUCCAAUCAAACUCAUAAGUCUAAAACUCUGUACUUAUACUAUAUUAAACUAGUAUCUGCCCAGAUAUUAAUUGCAUGUUUACAUGGUACAUUUUGGCAUUUAAAGAUUUCUACAAUGAACCACCUGUCUUACCAACUUUUUAUUUAAUUUACAGUUGUUUGUAACUUUAGUUCUGUUCCAGCAGCAAACAAACACCAAUGUACAGUAAACAUGUAAGUUCACAUGUAUAGGCAUAGAAACACAUCUAUAUAUUUGUAAAAUCUUGUAUUUUACAUUGGUAUAAAAUAUUUCCUUUUUUAAUAUUUGUUAAGUGAUGAAUUCAAGCGUUUGAAAGAAAAAAUCCUAAAUGUUGUUUAUGGGAGAAAACUUUCCAUUAUUGAAUCAUUUGUGUGAUUUAUUUAUAUUCAUCUUAUGAGUUUGCAGACACCUUUAAAAUUCAAACAUGUUGUGGAAAGUUACUAUGAACAUGAUUUCUCAUAAGCCUGAAUAUUUCCUACAGAGGGCACUGUUCCGUUUCAUACAAGUUUGCUUCACUUGUUUGAGUUAAAUGCUGUGAACGGGAAGAAGUGUUUUUUAAUAAAGGAAAUGGUGCCUUAA
Messenger RNA from Triplophysa rosa, 3396 nucleotides. RefSeq names its product ADP-ribosylation factor interacting protein 1 (arfaptin 1) (gene arfip1). Gene Ontology annotation, molecular function: protein domain specific binding; phospholipid binding. The record is from RefSeq and is a predicted model, not a curated record. The transcript has 10 exons. NCBI's taxonomy places the organism in Eukaryota, Metazoa, Chordata, Actinopteri, Cypriniformes, Nemacheilidae. Gene Ontology annotation, biological process: regulation of Arp2/3 complex-mediated actin nucleation; intracellular protein transport. Gene Ontology annotation, cellular component: trans-Golgi network membrane. Bases 207 to 1583 code for a protein of 458 amino acids.